Molecule: messenger RNA, 1035 nt
Organism: Sitodiplosis mosellana (orange wheat blossom midge)
Lineage: Eukaryota; Metazoa; Arthropoda; Insecta; Diptera; Cecidomyiidae
Product: pancreatic lipase-related protein 2-like
Exons: 7
Coding region: 1-1035 (344 amino acids)
Biological process (GO): lipid metabolic process
Molecular function (GO): lipase activity
Source: RefSeq, a predicted model, not a curated record
AUGCUGGGUCGAAGAUCUUUCACACUGUUGCUCAUUGGUUUCGUGGUAUCCGAGGAAAUAGAUCACAUGUUUAGUCUCUGGUCGAAAGGUUCCGGAUCGAGCGCUGGAGGAAAUAACAACAUUCCAUCUUUAUCUCGCCAACAGACAGGUCUUGGCAAAGAUGAUGUGAUAUUCGAAUUGUAUACUUUGAAAAACAAAGACACACCGCAAAUUCUGUCGAUAGAUAACAUUACGUCGAUCACCAAAUCGAAUUUCAAUAAAAAUGUGCCCACACGCUUCGUAAUUCACGGAUAUCUCGAAUAUAAUGGAAAAUUGAAACGAAUCAUCAAUGAUGCUUACCUAUCGAAAGCUAAAUUCGACGCAAACUUGAUUGCCGUAAACUGGGAAAAAUUUUCACAAACAUUUAAUUACAUUGCAGCUCGUAGCAAAGUAAACUCGAUUGGUAUCCAUGUUGCAGCUAUGAUUGAUUACAUGGUGAAAAAUCAUCUCGCUUCCAUCAAUGACAUAAGUUUAAUAGGAUUCUCAUUGGGUGCUCAUAUUGCGGGAAUUGCUGGAAAGAAUGUAAAAUCUGGAAAAUUGCCAAAAAUUAUUGGUUUGGAUCCAGCCGCUCCACUGUUCUCUUUGGAUAAACCUACUGAACGUUUGAAUCGUGGGGAUGCAAAAUUUGUUGAAGUCAUUCACACCAACGGCGCAUUCUUAGGAAUAGAAAAUCCAAUCGGAACGGUUGACUUCUAUCCAAAUACUGGUUUGAAACAACCCGGCUGCUCGAAUGAUCUACUUGGCAGAUGCUCACACUGGCGUGCAGUUGAAUAUUUCGUUGAAAGUAUUUACUCGCCUAUUCAAUUCUACGCAUAUCCAUGCUCCUCAUUCGAUGAUAUGAAAAAAAGGAAUUGCAAAGGCCAUGGAUUGAAAAUGGGUGGAAAGCCGGGCAAUAAGAAUGCUGAGGCCAGCAUUUAUUACUUGACUACGAAUUCCGAAUCGAUUUUUGCCCGCGGUGAAUCAAACCAACACUCAUUCACAGGAAUACACGGUUAA